Messenger RNA from Ambispora gerdemannii, 642 nucleotides. Lineage: Eukaryota; Fungi; Glomeromycota; Glomeromycetes; Archaeosporales; Ambisporaceae. The record is from the annotation of a GenBank genome assembly.
AUGUCUGAUUCAUCAAUUUGCAAUAUCAUUCGUUAUUGUCCAAAUCUUAAACAUCUCGAUGUUAUGAACUGUCAGAUUUCUGAAUUCGGUAUUCAUUCAUGUAGUAAUAUAGAAUAUCUUGAUAUUGCCUGUUGUUCAUUCAUUCCUGAAUCGACUAUUAAUAAAACUACCAAUUUUGUCCUAAACUCCAACAUCUUAAUCUCGGGUAUUUCUAAUGAAACUAUCAAAGAAAUAGCUCAUUCAUGUCCUAAUCUGAAUUUCCUUAUUUGGAAUACUAAGAUUUCGAUGACAGCUAUGAAUGAACCAACUCAAGUGAUUCGGAAACAGAAUCUGAGUUUGGCGCCUCCAAUUCUGAAUCAUCUAGCGCCCGGUCUAGCACAUCCCGAUUCUGAAUCUGAUUCUGAAGAUGAGUUCAAUCUGCCUAUAAUCAAACUAUCACAAGUGGGUGAUUUUAUGACUAUGCUCAAUAAUUAUCUCAAUCAAGAUAAUACCAGUAUUAAUGAUACCGAUACUGCAAUUAAUCGGAAUUUGGUUAAGAUGCUUAUUUGUCUAGAGAUUGUUCCUCCAACUUUCUUGAGAAUUUUAUCAGUGCACAUGAAAGGUCCCAAAAAUCCUGGUUUGAGACGGCAGUCGACUUCUUGA